Molecule: messenger RNA, 5421 nt
Organism: Zingiber officinale
Lineage: Eukaryota; Viridiplantae; Streptophyta; Magnoliopsida; Zingiberales; Zingiberaceae
Exons: 9
Coding region: 169-5202 (1677 amino acids)
Biological process (GO): RNA processing
Cellular component (GO): exosome (RNase complex); nucleus
Molecular function (GO): protein binding
Source: RefSeq, a predicted model, not a curated record
GUCCGAGACGGGUCCGACCUGAUAACAUACGAUGGUGAAGGAUGAGUGAUCUGGUCAUGAACAUUGCCGCCGGAGUUCUGCAUCACUUGGUCGCGGAGCGUCCAUAAGCCGCUCCGCUCCACUCCACUCCGACCGUGCCCGACGAGGCGGGGCAAGAGAGAGGCAACCAUGGUGGACGCAAGCGACCUACCCUGGGCGAAUUCCGCCGCACCUGCGCGUGCGUUCUCACCUGCUAGCCCUAGCUCCAAAUCGCCGAACGCAGGGGAGGGCGAAAUUCCGGCUGGAGAAAACGCUGAAUUGCUUACCACAACUUCUUCAUUGAAUAACAAAGAGAUGUCAGAGCCAAUUCUUGUCUCAUCUAGAAACAAACUUGUUAGAUAUUCUCAGACAGGUAAUUCUUCCACUAAGCCCAAUAGAAAGUUUCAUACUUACAACAAAAAGUAUUAUAGUAAAGCAUUGAGGACAAAGCAGUUACCUUUCAAAUCAAGCAAUAACCGUACUCUUUCUUGGCACAAGGAUGAUAACCUUGUGAUAAGAUUUUCAGAUGAUGACAGUGGAACCGACUCCCGAGAUUCUAAAUCUGUGGCAGCCAUGGAAAAGAAUGAUCAUGCAGCUAGAUUAAUCAAGUUUAAGAUGCCAAUGUCCUCUUCUCAGAGACAAGAAAUACCGCAUCAAUCUACACAGCAUGGACCAAGAUUCAUGUCAAAAAAAGGAGUAGCAGGGCCUAUGUUUUCAAGGGUUGGAAAAAUCAAUGGUUCCAACUUUGGCAAUCAAAUGACUUCUUCAUCUGAGAAGGUGGAGCACAUUCAAAAGCAAAUUGCUGCCUUAAAGACUUCUAUAAGACAAGUACAUGGCCACCAUCAGGAUACAAGCUCAGCUGAUACUGUAGCAGAAAGUUUGCACCAUAAAAUUUCAAGGGAAAAUGAAUUUAAGGUUCAAACGAAGACAUUAUUUCAAAAAAAAGACAUUGUCACUGGUUUCACAAAUAAGCACUUUGAGCAGCUGAAUGAAAAGUUAGACAACCAAGCAAUGAACAGUGAUGGAGCUAAAACUGCUAAUGCUGAAAGGCUUUCCCUUGGUGUUCGACCAACAAAACGCUUGAGGGUAGAUAAACCUUUAGAACCUGUUCAUGCCUCUGAUGAUCCACUACAAUUGCAAAAACAUUCUGACACACAUCUAGGAGGAUCUGAUCAGCUAUUACUUAAGGGUCAAAGUGGUCUCUUUGCAGUGAGAAGUGGGCGUAGCUACGAUGAAACAAACAAAACUUUGUCCUUAAAUAAUGAAGGAAUUGAUGGGAAGCAUGGUCAAAUGUAUGAAAAUGCAACUAUAUCAUCUAAAGUUCCACAUAUAGGACUGAAAGAUAAUAAAAUCAUUAUGCCUUUAUCUUGUGCUCCAUUAUCUUCAUAUUCGGACCCUGAUAUGAAUUCCAAGCCAGAAACCAAGAAUGAUAUAACUGUUGAUGCCUCAUGCAACUAUGCAAAGUAUGCAAAAGGGCCUGCAUUGUUGGCUUCUGAAUUGUUAGAUCAAAGCUCAUAUUUGGCUCAACCGGCACCUGGUCUUGAGGUGAGAAUCCCUGAAUGGGGUAUCUUUAGUUUAGAAUCUUUAUUGGAGUUGGAGGAGUUGCAAGAUAAGGAGUUGGAAAAGGCACAGGAGUUCAGACAGAGGUGUGAGCUGGAAGAAAGACUUGCACUUAAGUCUUAUAGGAAAGCACAAAAAGAUUUGAUCAAUGCUAAUGAGAGAUGUGCCGUUCUAUAUAGGAAUAGAGAAACCAUCUCCACUAAGCUUCAGAAUUUGAUGCUGGAGUCUUCCAACUUUGUCUGGCAGUCAAGCAAGCAGGAUCAUGGUGGAUGCGUACAUUCUAGAUUAGGCUACCAUGUACCAGCUGAGGGUCAAACAUCAGAACUUUUGUAUGAAAGAUCCAAUCGUGGUUUGCUAGAUGAUACUUCUCUUGAUGUAUCUUUAAGAAUGACACAUAGGCAUGGCUCUUGUUCUAACCAGUACUCAGAAAGUGAUGAUAGCACGUCGGACCAUAGAGACAAAAGCACUACCAAUGGUCUUAGCAGUCCUGCAUCAUCUCCAAAUAUGUCUACAGAUGAUGACAGAGAAAAUUUAGUUCUUGAUAAGAGAGAGGUAGUAUCAAAUUUGGCUUGCUCACCAAAUGUUGACAGUCAUGCAGAUGUAACUUCUGAUUUGGAUGUCAGGAAAGAGGGGAAUUCACAGGAUUAUGAUCUUGAAGCUGCCCUAAGGUCUAAGUUGGUUGCUAAGUUUGGUAUGAGGACAUUUUGUAAGAGUGAUGGCAUGAGCAGUGUUCCAUGCGAAGUUGAUCAAGCAGUUGUCAAAAAUGAAAAGAGAUCCAAUACUUCUGCCAAUCAGCAAAUCCAGCAGCAGAUGAUCAUUCAAAACUCUAAUUCUGAAGGUCUUUUCAGGGCGGAAGGAAUAAUGAAUUUGAGCUCUGUUAAGCAUUGUGGUCAAUCUCAGCGAAAUGAAUUUUCCUAUGAAGUUGAAGGAGGCAGUAGCUUUCUAAAAGGAUCUUAUUGGUUAGUUUGCCAGCCUAUUUUAUCGCCAUCUUCCUCAAUUUUGCACAAUGUGUUGCCACUUUUGAAGUUUAAUGUCUCUGCUUAUCCUAAUGGGAGAACUGAAGAAAAAGAUGCUAGGCCAAAGUCUCAAAAAGUUAUUUGUAAGCCAGAUAAAACUGAUGAUAGCACAAAAGUGAGUGGUGUGAGCAGCUCGUGUGAUAAUUCGAUUGAUUUUUUCUUGCCAUUUUGUAUGUUUGAGCUUCGAGGAAAAUGCAAUAAUGAUGAAUGCCCAUGGCAACAUGUUAAACAAAAUAGCAAAAGAAGUUUAAAACGAGGGCUUCUGGUUACUCACAAUUCAGAUUCUUAUUUUAGUGCUUUGACUGCUGAGAUGUCUCAAGAAGGAUUGGAGCCUAGUCAUGGUCUCGGCAAAAGCUUUCUUCCAAUCCCUUCUUAUUAUAUUGGUGCAAGUCUUGUAAAACCUGAGCCACACUUCUAUCAUUCAAUAUUGGCUCGCAGCACAUGGAAAUAUUGGCAACUUGGAUUUUCUGCCUCCUUCCCUAUACCUUUAUCAUUCCAGAGAAUUCAUUCUCAAGAUGUUCCACUCUUACAAAUUGGUGAUGGUGUCAUGUCGGAAUAUGAUAGUUGGAGUAGGCAUUCCUGGUAUCUUCAGAGCCAUGAUGCUAAGAUGAAAAAAAUCAUACAAGGGUUACCAGAUUCUGAUCAAUCGUUGGAGUUGGCACUUAAUCUUUUCUGUGGAAAAUUUUACAAAUCUGAGAUAAAGAAGGCUUUUACUGUUUUGUCACGAGCAAUCGAGUCUCAUCCCACUUCUGCAGUCCUUUGGGUUAUUUAUUUGCAUAUUUUCUACAUGAAGGAGGAGGGCAUUGGGAAGGAUGAUAUGUUUCUCCAUGCUGUACAACACAAUCCAUCUUCAUAUGAGCUUUGGCUAAUGUAUAUUAACAGCAGAGUGAAACUUGAUGAUCGACUAAAUGCUUACAAAAAUGCAUUGAAAACAUUGUGCCAGGCAAAAGUGGUAUGUGACAAGGGAAAAAGAAAUAGAAGUGCACAUGUUUUGGAUAUUUUCCUGCAGAUGCUUGAUUGUUUGUGUAUGUGUGGCAAUGUGGACAAAGCACUUUGGAGGAUUUACCAACUUGUUCCUUCAUCAGAUUCUGAGCUUUCUAGUGAUUCAAUGCUCCCUGAUCUUCUCUUUUCUUUGACAGUUCCUGAUCAAUGCAUAUUCUGGAUUUGCUGUAUAUAUGUGGUGAUGUAUAAGAAAGUCCCACAAGAAGUUGUACAUAAUUUUGAGUUAGAAAAGGAUUUUCUAUUCCGCCUUGAAUGGCCUUUCAUCCAGCUAUCAAUUGAAGAAACAAAUAUGGUAGGGGACCUGAUGAAACUUGCUAUAGAAAAGGUGGGUGUUGAUGUUGAUAAAGCUCCUCAGGGAAGAGAUAGAGCUGCUCAGAGAUCUCUGCACGUCUUAGCAGUUUGUCAUGUCAGACUUGCUGCUACACUUAAUGGUUUUCAACAUUCUGAGGAACUAUUGGUGAACUAUUUCGAGAUAUACCCAACUUGUCUUGAACUCCUUUUGUUAACAGUUCGGUCACAUGAAAAUUGCAAAUUUGAUGUAUUUUGGCAAAGUUUUCAGGAAAUACUUCAUAGCUGGCCUACAGAAGUCCCUGGUAUUCAAUGUCUUUGGAAUCAAUGUAUAGAGCACGUGUUGUUGCAAGGAAAUGAUUGCGCAGAAAAGCUGAUUGAACACUGGUUUCAGCAAUUUGGGGAGCUCAACUAUCCUGGAUUUAGAAUUUUAGGCAAUAAAAAUGCUGGUCUUUGCAGGCCAUCCAAACAGCAGUUUAUUGUUGAAUCUGCUGUUGAUCAUACUGAGGUGGAUGAAAAUAUGUUUGCAUUACUAAAUCUAUCUCUUCACAGGCUAUCAAAGAAUGAUGUUGAAGGAGCUUUUAGUGCUGUGGACGAUGCCCUAAAGUUGUGUUCUGCAAAAUACUUUGGCCACUGUAUAAGAGAGCACACAGCAAUUUCUCUGCUAAAACAAUCGGAGUUCCAGAAGAAUACUCGUCUCACCAUGUUGCCUCUUCUAAGCAACUAUGUAGUUGAUACACGUUUUUUACCUAGACCAGAACUGUUAUCUAGACAAUAUUAUAAAUCCAUUAAGAAGCCAAGAGUAAGACAGUUGAUUGAUGAGAUCAUGGGUUCAGUUCCUGCUAAUUUUUCUUUGCUUAAUUCAGUUCUUGAAGUAUGUUAUGGGCCAACAUUUCUGCCUGAAACAAUGGAACCCAGGGAGCUUGUUGAUUUUGUUGAAACACUAAUGGAACUUGCUCCGGCAAACUACCAGUUAGCAUUGUCAGUAUACAGGUUCACUGCUAGAAGCUUCUGUGAUGCUGGUGUUGCUUAUAAUGGAAUUAUAUUCUGGGCUAGCUCUAUCUUAGUGAAUUCAAUUUUUCAGUCUGUCCCUGCAGCUCCAGAAAAUAUAUGGAUCGAAGCAGCUGAUCUCUUAGGAAAUUCAGACGCAAGGGGAGUUGCUGAUAGGUUCUAUCAGCAGGCUCUUUCAGUCUAUCCUUUCUCCCUUCUGCUGUGGAAAUCCUACCUCCAUUUCGCCAAACUAACAGAGAAGACAGAUGUACUUAUAGAGGCUGCAAGAGAAAGGGGUCUUGAAAUGAGUAUUGUUCCAGAUUUCUAGUUUGCCCUUUGCACCAACCUUUCAACACUUUUGGCAUCCGAGCUCAAUUAUGAUGAUGUGGAUGUGGUUCUGAUCUGUCCUCACUUGGACUCCCUUCCUAUCACAAAAUGAGCUGGAUGAAUAGCACAGGCCUAAACUAUUCUGAAGACUCUUUGUGAACAGCAUGUAGCUAGUUAGUGUAGAAGUUGCAUAUGCAAGUUUUGGUAUCUUAAAUUAAGA